Gongylonema pulchrum is the source of this 372-nucleotide messenger RNA. NCBI's taxonomy places the organism in Eukaryota, Metazoa, Nematoda, Chromadorea, Rhabditida, Gongylonematidae. The record is from the annotation of a GenBank genome assembly.
AUGAAUGUAACAUUUUUAGUUUACAUUACUUUCCGUAAAUACGACAAGGAGGGUGGACUUCACAAAGGAAAUAUAAUUACAAUUGAGCCCGGUUUCUAUGCUGAAGGCAAAUGGGGUAUACGAAUCGAGAAUUGCUAUGAGAUCGUACCAGCUAAGGUACGUUCGGGCGCCACAAAUUUCCUAACGUUUUCCUCGCUUACUUAUGUACCAAUACAAAAAACAUUGGUGGACAAAGCACUUCUCUGCCCAAAAGAGAUUGCAUGGUUCAACCGGUACCACGAGGCAUGCCUGGAAAAAGUCGGUCCUUAUCUGCAGGAAACUGGAAAAGAGAAGGAGUAUAAGUGGCUUAAAAAUGCUUGUGCUCCUAUAUAA